CCUCGUGGAAAGAAGAGAGCCGCGGAUUCUGCUAAAGAAGAGGCAGCAGCCGCGAAGGAAGACACCGACACUGGACAUGAACCUGUGUCAGAACCCUCUGCAGCUGCCCCGGCAGUGAAGAAGCUUAAAUCCAAGGGAAAAGUGUCUUUCCGAGUGAAAAUCGAGCACUGCAAGAGCUGACGCGUGUACAAGCGCAAUGCCGACCAGCUGGCCGAGGUGUUGCGAGCAGAGUUCCCUUCUGUCGUUGUGGAGACCGCAGUGGGACGCAGUAAAAGCUUCGAGUGUACAGUUAUAAAGGAUGAUGGGAAGGAGAUGUUAGUGUGGACAGGGAUAAAGAAGGGUCCACCCCGCAAGCUGAAGUUCCCUGAACCUAGUGUGGUGGUGGAGGCCAUUAACAAGGACCUGUAAAAGCUAGAAAAGUCAGGACAGACUGCCCGUGACCCAUGUCUGAUGGAGCGCUGAUGACGGGAGCAGCAGAAAGGUUCCUCCUGGCCUCUCCCUGAUGACCAGCCCACCAAACCUGGCUCACCCGUACUCUGUCCUUGUGCUGGAACGACUCUUCUUUACCCUGUUUUGUACCCAUAGUGUAGAUUUAACCACGUAGAGCUAGUAAAAAAGAUACAUGUAUGCUAACAAGUUCAAGUUUUCUAAAUUCAUGUAUUUUGUAACCAGUUGUGUUCUGACCAAGGGAAAAAUUUGUGUAGAUUUCCUCUUGAUAACAUUUGUAGCAUUCAGCAAGAUCAUGUCAUGUAGUGUCAGAUGAUUUCCUAAUUCAAUGUUAAAUGUAGAACUAACAUGAAGUCAAUCAAGGUCAUAAAACAUUAUUUUGUUACAACAUGCAUGAUUAUUUUCAAUUACAAGUGCUGUUUUUCUCAUGUCCAGGAGCAUUCCACAUUUUAUACACACUGUCAUGUUAUAGUAAUGAACUUUGUGUCAAGCUGCCAUACUAGUAUUUUUGUCCGUACUUGGAUUUUAUACUGAAUGAACAAACUUGUAUUUUGUCAUGUGGAAAUACAAAUAACUCAUGUUAGGUUUGCAAGUUAUGGUGUGUUGUUGUGUUUCCUUUCUUCCUGUGUGAACUUUUUGGGAAGGGGCAAAAGCAUUCCAUAUUGUGUGUCAAGUUUUAUCACAAUUAAAAUGGUCUGUAUUUAACAUAAACAUCCUUCGUAGUAACCCCUGGCUUUUCGCUCCCGUAGUUAGCAAGCGAAAAGAUUGAACUAGGGGUUACUAUGGAGGAUGCAUGUAAUACUGUAUUACCUUGGUCAAUAGAUUUGUUAAGACACAGAAGCAUCAUUUGUUGCAAGAAAAAGUAUGGAGAGAAUUUGUAAUGUAAUACUCAUACAGGAUAAGAACAUUUCUCAUAACAAUGAAGAAGACACUUCAUCAAUGUCACAUAUAUAAUCAUUAGAAUAUAAUAUGUCCAGGCUAAUUCUCGCAAGGAAAACAAAACCCCAGCCUGAUGAAAAGAAUCAAUACAAACUAGUGAGCAGACAUUUUGCUGGUGGAAGCUGAUUUCAGUACCAAGGACAGACAAAUCCAUUGAUCAUUUUUCACAGUCCCAGGGAGAUAAGGACCUAUUAGGAAAUCUUACUAAAAUGGUACUAUAUAUAUGGAUUGCUCCAUGAACGUUACUCCCACCAGAAAGUAUCAUAUGUGCCAUGUUAAAAAAAAGAUUCCAACAAUAGUUUCACCCCCUCCACAUGAAGUGAACUCGUCCGCUAUAGGUCAAAGUGCACAAAUGACAACAUGGCGGAUUUUAGACGAAAACUUUCUGGCUGAUGAAAACCAGAAUUACCAGAUAUGUAAGAAUCCGCCAUGACAACACUCCUCCUGGCCUACUGCUUCCCAUGUUCAGGGAACCUGGUAACAGCUGAGAGGAUAAGGACAUUUUUAGAAAGUGGUGGGCACAGAAGUAUCAGAAAGUGUGUCAGUGACUUUGAUAGCUGCAAGGAACUCUGGGAAUUCCUCAGCAACAAUGACAUCAGGUGCAUUAUGGGAAUCAAUGCCUACAGGACUGGGCAUCUACUCAGGGACUGCCCAGUGCCAUUUGGCCUAGUGUUUGGAGGGACUGACCUGAAUGAAAGCACAGUAAUACCAGAACGUAUGGAGCUCAUGACAGCUACUGUCAACAACGCCAGAUUUCUGGUCUGUUUCUCAAAGGAGAUGAAACAACAAGCCAUAAACCUCUGGCCCGAUAUUGUUGACAAGAUCCACAUUCAGCCUCAAGGUGUUUGUACAUAUGCUUCCUCACCGUCUCACCUCAGGGAUAUCUUAACUGCUUACAGAGCUGCAGAGUUUGGUUCAUGUUCAUGUGGUUGUACAGAAGAUUUAAAUGACUCCACAAAAGUUUUCCUACUUGUAUGUGGACUAAGACCAGUGAAGGAUCCAAUACACCUGCUGCAAGUAUUUUCUGAAUGGCACAGAUAUGACAGCAGGGUACUUCUUAUUGUUGUAGGACCAGAGAUGAAUUGUGACUAUGCAAGAAAAGUAAAAGAUGAAAUCUACAGGUGUGUAGGCAUCCUACUGCUGCCCCCCCUCCCCCAGGCUGAACUGCACACACUCAUGCUGCUCUCUUGUGCUGUGGUCAACUCCUCCGUUAGUGAAGGGAUGUCAGGAGCCAUCUUGGAGGCUAUGUGUUUGGGAGUGCCUGUUCUAGCCAGGGACAUUGCUGGCAAUGCUGCUAUCAUCACACACAAGGAGACAGGACUGCUGUUCAACAGCCCUGAGAGAAAAUCAAUGGAGACUGCCUUGAGAGGCGAUACGCUGAACCGUGUCCCCUCUCUAAAUAUUGAAAGCCCCUUUAUUGAGGUUGGGAGCCCCUAGCCCAAAUCACAGAUGAAGCAUUGCCAAUGCGUAAAAUCUGAUCCAUUCUCGGAAAAUUGUAUCCCUUUGGUGGCACCUGUAAUACGUGAGUCGCUUCUAAAUGACACCCAUUAUUCCAGGCUUUCACUACAUGUACCCAAGUGCCUCUCCAGAAAUUUGGCUGGGGCAUACCAUUUCUGUUAUAGGUAUGCCUACUUUGUAUGUGGGUAAAUUUAUUACAGUUGUUAGAAUCUCAGCUUGGAUUUGUUUGUAUGUUUGGUCAUAUUGUAAUUAAUUGAAAAGUUUGAGUAAAAAAAAUCACAUCUCAGUGUAAGUCUAUGCGCAUAUAGGAUAAUUGAAGAGUUUGAAUAAAAAAAAUCACAUCUCAGUGUAAGUCUAUGCGCAUAUAGGAUUACUUGGUAUUAAAUUAGUGAUGCCAAUAUGAAUUACUUCUGCCAGACUAAUGAGUCAAAUGACAUUUGACAAUUUCCAUGUGAUUUUACCAUAUUGUUCUCCCACCCCAUUCCCUAAAGAGAUCUCCUGUGUAUAUGAUUAAUAUCAUCUGAUUUACUUUAUUCUGUUUGCAUGAAAGGCUAGCCACCUUUGCUUCUUUCUAUUUAGAUAUGAUAAUAUCUCCCAUGUGAUUUGAUAUGUCCCAUGUGUUUUUCACUCUAGUUCCAAUACCUGAUGCUGGCAAAAUGAUUCCUGAAAUAAGUGAAAGGAAUAUGCCAGAACAAAUGUUGGCAUUUCAUUAACAUGAUCAGAGUCAUUCCCCUGUAGGGCCACUAAAUUCAGUUUGUGGAUCAAGGUUAAAUAUGGGAUAAAAGACAAAAAUUAAGCUGCUGGGAGUCACAAGGAUAUCUCAAUUCAUCUUAUUCUAUAAGGUCUAUAACCUCCUUGGUCUGACCUCAGACAUGUAGGUAACACUGAGGGGUAAAGGUGAAAUGAAGGAAGGGGCAUUCCAUUUGUAAAGGUUGGAGAGGGCCAGAAUGUGAUAUUUCUUCAUCCAUCUUGUGAAUUUCUAUAUUUGAUUUGC
Messenger RNA from Branchiostoma floridae (Florida lancelet), 3838 nucleotides. RefSeq names its product glycosyltransferase 1 domain-containing protein 1-like. Gene Ontology annotation, molecular function: glycosyltransferase activity. Lineage: Eukaryota; Metazoa; Chordata; Leptocardii; Amphioxiformes; Branchiostomatidae. Bases 1816 to 2823 code for a protein of 335 amino acids. The transcript is spliced from 16 exons. The record is from RefSeq and is a predicted model, not a curated record.